Molecule: messenger RNA, 490 nt
Organism: Stereum hirsutum FP-91666 SS1
Lineage: Eukaryota; Fungi; Basidiomycota; Agaricomycetes; Russulales; Stereaceae
Exons: 1
Source: RefSeq, a predicted model, not a curated record
UUUCGCUGGCCACUUCGUCUUCACCCUUAGCAUUUAGUCUACGCUGGCCGAAGCCUUUUUCUUUCACAUGGCGCUACACGACGCCCUUGGACUGUUCGCGAGACGAGCGCGCCGUGUCAGCGCGAAGGUGGUAGGUGACGUCCGUCAAUGUUGUUGCAUCCGUUUCGUUUCGUUCCUUUUCGUCUCCCUAGUCUAUUUCCCUAUUCGUACUCGCUUUCGUCCCUUCCCACAUCCCUUCCGCACAAGACGAAGCAGACACUGUGCUUCGUCUUCGGACUAGGGGAUGACAUCAUCAAUGUGCGGCGUGAACUUGAAUGUCGCACGCGACGCGCUGCCAGGCUGUCGUGUGCGGGCAACUACUUGUACUUACCUUAGUCCCUCAUCUCGAGCACCUCUACGCACACUCGCAUCUCCUCUCCGAUGACCCCAGUAAACUACUAUAUUUUUCUUACUUUCUUUCGUCUCAUCUCUUGCCUGCUGUCCCAUCUGU